CUAGGCAAGCCCAGAAAGACCGAUGCCAACCUUUGGUCAUCGCUCGCAUGCUCGAAUUCUAAGCUCCUCCCUUUUGUUUCGCUGUUGCGGGAGGACGAAACUUGCGGGGAAGCGAACGGUGAAGUCGCUCGGGGUCUGUGUGCUGUGGGAUCGGUGGCAGCGUCGGUGGGAGAUGGGUAAGAAGGCGGCGAUUGUCACUUGCGCCACUGUGGCGGCAGCGGCGGCAGGAGCGGCAGUGGUGGUGAGGUGCAGCAGGAGGAGGAGGAGAGGAGCGACGGGGGAGGGGUGGUUGGAGACGGAUGGGAAAUGGGAGAGGGCGGCGGAGAUGGUGAAGGAGCUGGAGGAGAAGUGUGGGACCCCCGUCUGGAAGCUGAGGCAGGUGGCGGAAGCGAUGGUCGUCGAGAUGCAUGCCGGCCUCGCCUACGACGGCGGCGGCAAGCUCAAGAUGCUCAUCAGCUACGUCGAUAGCCUUCCCACGGGGGAUGAGAAAGGGUUAUAUUAUGCCUUGGAUCUUGGUGGCACAAAUUUCUGCAUCCUCCGUGUACAUUUGAGCCGAAAGGAGAAAGGCAUCGUCAAACGAGAAUUUGAAGAAGUGUCAAUACCACCUCAUUUGAUGACCGGAAGUUCGAAUGAAUUGUUUGAUUUCAUCGCCAUGGCAUUAACAAAAUGUGUUGCUACAGAAGGUGAAGAUUUGCAUCUUUACCCUGGUAGAUAGAGGGAGCUUGGUUUUACCUUCUCAUUUCCGGUUAGGCAAUCAUCGAUCGCAUCCGGGACUCUAAUUAAAUGGACAAAAGGAUUCUCAAUAGAAGAUGCGGUUAGAGAAGAUGUCGUCAGUGAAUUGAGUAAAGCUAUGGAGAGAGUGGGCCUUGACAUGCUUAUGGCCGCUUUGGUUAAUGAUAAAAUAGGAACAUUGGGUGGAGGUAGAUAUAACAACCAGGAUGUUGCCGCUGCUGUCAUAUUGGGUAGUGACAAUGCUGCUUAUGUUGAGCGGAUGCAUGCCAUUCCCAAGUGGCAUGGCCCUUUGCCUAAAUCAGGAGAAACGAUAAGUUCUUUUCCUCCUUAAGUCUUUCACCUUUCGGCACGGAGAUCACUUCAACUUUUUGUGAGAUUAGGCUUAUGUGAUAAUAGU
Messenger RNA from Eucalyptus grandis, 1129 nucleotides. RefSeq names its product hexokinase-2. Gene Ontology annotation, molecular function: ATP binding; D-glucose binding; fructokinase activity. The record is from RefSeq and is a predicted model, not a curated record. Gene Ontology annotation, biological process: glucose 6-phosphate metabolic process; glycolytic process; intracellular glucose homeostasis. Gene Ontology annotation, cellular component: cytosol; mitochondrion. NCBI's taxonomy places the organism in Eukaryota, Viridiplantae, Streptophyta, Magnoliopsida, Myrtales, Myrtaceae.